AUGUCUCAUUAUCAAUUCACAUCAUUCAAUACUCCCACUCCAGAACCGGAGUUGGAGUUCGAUUCGAGGCCUAUGACCUCAUCACCGUCUUUAUCCUACCGUCGCGACUAUGCGACCGCUAAAUUCCAAGGUAGACCUAUGCUCUACCGCAUUUAUCCAGAACUAGGCCGUUUAUGCUGCCUUCAGGACGAAGUGAAGGACAGCAGCCGUCUGUUGCUGGAGAAUGGAGAAGGACGCGGCCAGCGUUACCUGGAGCAGCUGAAGGAGCUGCAAUUGCACUGCCACCGAGCAGCCAGAAUCCAUGAGGAGAAUAACCUCAUGGAGCAGCUAACCAAGUGGGAAUUACCCACGGAAAUCCCAGAUCUCUGGGCCAUUGCUGAAGAGGAGCAGCGCCGAGUCUGCUCGGCCUUGAAGGAGGAGCUGAAGGUGUUGGAGGAACGGGCCGCGCACGUGCGCCAAGUACUGGGAAGGUCAGCCAGGAGGACCUAG
Molecule: messenger RNA, 489 nt
Organism: Auanema sp. JU1783
Lineage: Eukaryota; Metazoa; Nematoda; Chromadorea; Rhabditida; Rhabditidae
Source: the annotation of a GenBank genome assembly